AGAAGGCGUGUGUGAUGCGUGUAUAUAAGUUCGUUCACUUCUUCAACACGACGUAGUGGGGGGCAACAGACUCACCUGCGGACUCUUUUUUGUUUUAUUUAAUUAAUUAAUUUUUUUUAAAUCGGCGAUCGGAGGCCGGAGCCAAGGUUUUGACAGAUUUAUUGAGAGGACUGGUUGGGAUUGGAUCUUGGAGAUCUCUGCUAGGAAGUAUCCUUCACAAUUCUGCGGCUUCAUCAUUAUUUUCUUUGCAGAAAAGCAGCGAAGCUACUCAAGUGGAAGACUUCCUUUUGCUCUGCUCUAUAAUUUUUCUCUGAUUGGAGUGUUGGAUCUUUUAGCGGGACUGCUUCAUGCGAUUGGGCUAUAAUGGCAUUGAAAACUAAUUCAGCUGAUGGUAGAACUAGGAGUUCUAUACAAAUUUUUAUUGUAGUUGGCCUAUGCUGUUUCUUCUAUAUAUUGGGCGCAUGGCAGAGGAGUGGAUUUGGGAAGGCAGAUAAUCUUGCAAUGGAGAUCACGAAGAAUACUGGAGACUGCAAUUUAAUCCCAAGUCUAAAUUUUGAGACCCAUCAUGGUGGUGAAAUUGAGACUCUAAAUGAUUCUGAAUCAAAACCUAAAGAGUUCAAGCCUUGUGAUCCGGGUUACACUGAUUACACACCCUGCCAAGAUCAGAGGCGUGCUAUGACUUUUCCUAGGGAAAAUAUGAUUUAUCGAGAGAGGCAUUGUCCUAUGGAGGAAGAGAAGCUACAUUGCCUAAUUCCGGCACCCAAGGGCUAUGUUACUCCGUUUCCUUGGCCUAAGAGUCGUGACUAUGUACCAUUUGCUAAUGCACCAUAUAAGAGCUUGACAGUUGAGAAGGCUAUUCAGAAUUGGGUCCAAUAUGAGGGCAAUGUAUUUAGGUUUCCAGGUGGGGGAACUCAGUUUCCACAAGGGGCAGAUAAGUAUAUUGAUCAGCUAGCUUCAGUAAUACCGAUUGCUAAUGGGACUGUCAGAACUGCCCUGGACACUGGUUGUGGGGUUGCAAGUUGGGGCGCAUACCUUUGGAGUAGAAACGUUAUUGCCAUGUCGUUUGCACCGAGAGACUCGCAUGAAGCACAGGUUCAGUUUGCUCUUGAAAGAGGUGUACCUGCUGUUAUUGGUGUUCUUGGUACUAUAAAAAUGCCAUACCCUUCUAGAGCCUUUGACAUGGCUCACUGCUCUCGAUGCUUAAUUCCGUGGGGAGCAAAUGAUGGAACGUAUCUGAAGGAAGUUGACCGAGUUCUUAGACCUGGUGGUUACUGGGUGCUUUCCGGACCUCCAAUCAAUUGGAAGAAUAGUUACAAAGCAUGGCAGCGGCCCAAGGAGGAACUUCAGGAGGAACAGAGAAAGAUUGAAGAAGUUGCUAAGCUUCUUUGCUGGGACAAGAAGUAUGAGAAGGGUGAAAUGGCCAUAUGGCAAAAGAGAGUAAAUGCUAAAUCUUGUCCUGGUAGACGAGAUGAUUCUCAAGUUACUCUUUGCCAAGCUGCGGACCCAAAUGAUGUGUGGUACAAGAAAAUGGAGGGAUGCAUUACUUCAUAUCCUGAUGUUAGUAGUCGAGAUGAAGUUGCUGGUGGGGAAUUGAAGGCAUUUCCAGACAGGCUUUUUUCUGUCCCCCCGACAGUUGCCAGUGGCUUUGUUCCUGGAGUUUCUGUUGAGACAUACCAGGAGGACAACAAUAAUUGGAAAAAGCAUGUAAACUCUUAUAGGAAAAUCAAUAAGCUUAUUGAUUCUGGAAGGUAUCGUAAUAUUAUGGAUAUGAAUGCUGGGUUGGGAGGUUUUGCUGCUGCACUCGAGUCUUCCAAAUUAUGGGUUAUGAAUGUUGUCCCUACUAUAGCUGAGAAAAGUACAUUGGGUGUCAUAUAUGAGAGAGGAUUGAUCGGAAUAUAUCAUGACUGGUGUGAAGCUUUCUCCACAUACCCAAGGACAUAUGACCUUAUUCAUGCCAAUGGUGUUUUCAGUUUAUACAAGGACAAAUGUAACAUAGAGGACAUUCUUCUUGAGAUGGAUCGAAUUCUGCGACCAGAAGGUGCAGUUAUAUUCCGUGAUGAAGUUGAUGUGCUUAUUAAGGUGCGGAAGAUAGUAGGUGGAAUGAGAUGGGAUACUAAAAUGGUGGACCAUGAAGAUGGUCCUCUAGUUCCUGAGAAGAUACUAGUCGCUGUGAAGCAGUACUGGGUUGCCGGCGGAAACUCCACAUCCUCACAGUGAUAGGAGAAUGGGAUUGGGUGAAACUCUGGAACAUGGGCGUUUGAGCUGGUAAAGUGGCGAUUCUACCUUAUACCGGGCCUGACAGGAACUGAUAACUAUUUAAGCAUGAGCAUCUUCUAUUGCAGAGUACUCUUUAGUCUCUAGCAUAGGCACACGAUAUAUAUAUUUUAACUACAUUAUGAAUUGGCCAUCUUAUUUUGUAGCGGUAAUUUAUGAAUAGACGAAUGCCUGUAAUUUUUAUGAUAUCCAAUCAUCAUUUUUUUUUUCUUGGUCAA
Molecule: messenger RNA, 2492 nt
Organism: Hevea brasiliensis (rubber tree)
Lineage: Eukaryota; Viridiplantae; Streptophyta; Magnoliopsida; Malpighiales; Euphorbiaceae
Product: probable methyltransferase PMT2
Exons: 7
Coding region: 364-2217 (617 amino acids)
Cellular component (GO): endosome; trans-Golgi network; cytoplasm
Molecular function (GO): methyltransferase activity
Source: RefSeq, a predicted model, not a curated record